This is a messenger RNA of Aspergillus welwitschiae, 1656 nucleotides long. Its product is annotated as Hsp70 family protein. NCBI's taxonomy places the organism in Eukaryota, Fungi, Ascomycota, Eurotiomycetes, Eurotiales, Aspergillaceae. The coding region runs from base 1 to 1656 and encodes 551 amino acids. The transcript is spliced from 8 exons. The record is from RefSeq and is a predicted model, not a curated record.
AUGGAACAGACCCAGCUUUUCAUUGCCGUGGACUUUGGGGCAUAUAAAACACGCAAGUUCCUUGUUUCCUCUGUCAUCUCCAUCCUCACCACUCUAGGCCUUUUGACCACCUGGGCUACCCAUGGCGCUGAGAACGGCAUAAUCCCUUCAGUAUUCAAGUACAACAGCAAUCGCCAGCUCGUCUGGGGGAGGAGAGCGGAGGCUUCCCGCGGCAGAGAACCAUAUGUCUGGGUAAAGCUCGUGCUGGAUGGGUCCCCAGAUGUGACCACACAGCGCCAGAAUCUGAGAGAUAUCCUGGGCGGUACAAUGGAACUAGAUAACCUUGGCGCCAGACAGAUUAUCGGUGACUUUCUUCGAAAUUUGCGGGAGAGGCUGUGCAGGGAGUUCGGAGCGCUCGAACCCCAAAUCCACUGGUGUUUCACCGAACCAGAUUGCUGGUCAGACCGCGGCCGUUUGGACUUUCGGUCUGCAGUUGAGAGCUUCGGAUGGUUCGGAAAUAACCAUCGCAUUUCCUAUGCAUCAGAAGCUGUCGCUGCGGCCGAAGGGGCUGCCUACGAGCACAGGAACGGAAAUGGCUUAGAGGCUGACGACAUACUUCUUGUGUGCGAUUGCGGCGGUUCGACUACCGACCUCGCCAUUUUACGAGUAAACGGAACCAAUGGCAACCGCCCUUUCACCUUCCAACGCCUGGGAGAUCCUACCAGCAUUCGAUGCGGUGGGUUUGACAUCGACUUGGAAGUGGUGCAGCAGCUCCGAACUGCCCACCCGGACCUACCUCAGGACUCCAGACAGUGGGUAAGCGCUGCUCAGGCUCGCCAGGAUAUCGGCUCUAUGAAGGAACAAUUCUUAGGCGUGACCGGGAAUGAGGUGCAUACACUUCGGAUUCGGCUGCAGGGAAACCGCACAAUAAGCCAUGAUUUCUACCACGAUGCCCUGGUCCGUGCCUUCACUCCAGCUGCGCAACGUAUACUUCGGGCAAUACAUGCACGAAUCACCGCCCCAAUGGAUGCCAGAAUUACAAAGGUGAUUAUGGCGGGUGGGCUGGGCAAGUCGGCCUACCUGCGCCGUCUGGUCGAACGGGAUCUUGCACGCGCUUACCCGAAUGCCGGACCCAAGUUACUGGGGGAACUGCAGCACAGUGUGCAGGCAGUCUCACGCGGCGCAGCACUGUGUGCAGCCAGGUUGCAAGGAGUACAAGGCUUGCAAAGCAACUCCUUCAUCCAACUGGUGGUCCCUUUUGUUGCACGGGUUGGAAAUGAGCUACGAGAAUAUUCUGUAGCUCGUAUAGUUAUCCGACCAGGGCUUAUCCCGUCACAGGGCCACUUCUCGGUCCGCAUGCGGUUCUUGGUCACUGCACCAGAGCAAUAUGUGAGUGUUUGUAGCAUACGGCAAGCACAGACACACCGCCUUGCCUUGCACCCGAUCACCGAUCCUGCUCGUGAGUCUGAGAUGAGAUUGGAGCAUGGUCAACAGGCCGCUCACGAAUAUCUGAUUCGGGUGUACUGGAGAAUCCAGCUCGGGACAUCCUUGUUCAUGCAGUGGAAACUCUGUCUUGAAAAUCCACGCAAUCCUGAUGGGCCUAACGCUCCGGUGGUAGUGGUACACAUGCUGCACCGGAUACCUCCAGAAGACCUGCAGCCCUUCCCAGCGAUUUGA